This is a messenger RNA of Perca fluviatilis (European perch), 2066 nucleotides long. It is a transcript of the gene ephx4, whose product is annotated as epoxide hydrolase 4. Gene Ontology annotation, molecular function: hydrolase activity. NCBI's taxonomy places the organism in Eukaryota, Metazoa, Chordata, Actinopteri, Perciformes, Percidae. The record is from RefSeq and is a predicted model, not a curated record. The transcript is spliced from 7 exons. The coding region runs from base 285 to 1394 and encodes 369 amino acids.
UGGAGUGGCUUAUUGCUUGAUUUCGGACUUGCCUUGUAUCGUCAACAGCACCGUCUCCUGCUAAACAACCACUCCUGUCACACGCAAGCGUGAAAUCUGACGUGAUGCUCUUGCCACCGUCCCGUUCAACCGUUUGUUGGGAACCUCCCUUCAGACAGUCGUGCGUAUGCGCUGGUAACGACACAACCGCAUUGUCAGAGCAGUAUUCAAACUGAGCCGAGCGAUUACCAGAAAGAAACCAAUAGGUAACUUGAUCUGGAUUGAUAUCCUGCGGCAAUGUAAAGAUGGCGAGAGUGCUUCACAACUUGCUGUUAUUUCUAAUCAGACUUGCGCUGAAAAUUCGAGUUUUGGGGUAUUGGUCAUUGAUAUACGGUUAUUGUGCUCUUUGCACCACCGUAGCCCUGCUGAAACUUUGGUGGAACAUCAUCUUAAGGCCGACAACAACCUUCCAAUGGGGGGUUCGUGAAACUCCUCCGGCUUGUCUGAAUGACACGUCCUUGGGAACCCACUGUUAUGUUAGGAUCAAGGAAUCUGGCCUUAGGUUUCACUAUGUUGCUGCUGGAGAGAGAGGAAAGCCGCUCAUGCUGUUUUUACACGGCUUCCCUGAGUUCUGGUUCUCCUGGCGCUACCAGCUACGCGAGUUUAAGAGUGAAUUCCGUGUGGUGGCCAUCGACAUGCGGGGCUAUGGGGAGUCCGACUUGCCGCUCUCCACUGAAAGUUAUAACUUCGACAACCUGGUUACAGAUGUCAAGGAUAUUGUGGAGUACCUAGGAUACAACAGAUGUUGCCUUGUUGGCCACGACUGGGGUGGGACCAUAGCAUGGCUGUUCGCCAUUCACUACCCAGAGAUGGUGACAAAACUCAUCGUCCUAAACAGCCCCCAUCCUUCUGUGUUCUCAGAUUACGCGCUGCGUCACCCGAGCCAGCUGCUGAAAUCCAGUCAUUUCUUCUUCUUCCAACUGCCCCGCUUCCCGGAGCUCAUGCUCUCCAUCAAUGAUUUCAAGGCUCUGAAGGCCUUGUUCACCAGCCGCAGCACAGGGAUCGGAAGGAAAGGCCGAUGGCUCACUGCAGAGGACUUGGAGGCCUAUCUGUAUGCACUCUCACAGCCGGGAGCUCUGACUGGAGCCCUCAACUAUUACAGGAAUGUCUUCAGCUCCCUCCCCCUGAGCCAAAAUCAUGUCAGAUCACCGGUGCUGCUGCUGUGGGGUGAGCGGGAUGCCUUCUUGGAGCAGGAAAUGGCAGAGGCAUGUCGCCUCUACAUCCGGAAUCAUUUCCGUCUCAACAUCAUUUCUGGGGCCAGUCAUUGGCUGCAGCAGGACCAACCUGAUAUUGUGAACACCCUCAUAUGGACCUUCCUCAAGGAGGGCGAGGGACGCAAAAGCUACAGGAACUAAAUCCACAGCGAGGCCUCCUCCAGCCCUCCCCUUGUCCUUCUUGCUUGCCACACCUGGAAGCCUGGAAUAUGCCUGUGAUACCAAGCAACAUAGUAAUAAUGCAAUCAUUCUUUAAAUCUUUCAAAUAUUUUUUAAAGAAGUCAGCAGUAAAGGAAAGAAUCAAAGCACACUUCACUGGAGAGGACACAAAGCAGUAUGUUUGACACAUAUUCAAGAUGUUUUUUGCACAUGACAUCCGCCUUAAAGUUUGUCAGUUACAGCAUUACAAAUGUUUGGCAAAAUCUCCUUGUGACUUGUAUUGUGUGGUGCCUUUUUACUUUCGAGUAAAGAUUUCCUGAGAGAUUGGGAUGUGGCGUUGUCUGCUAUACUUAUAUGUAUCACUGGGUCGCUCCACUCUUCUUUGGGCACAGUCCUUUGGGAGCCAUAACUCUCCAACUCCCUUUAUCAGGUAGUGUUGUCUAAAGGAGUUUUCUUUUUUUGUAUUUUUUUCCUCAGAAAUACUCAAAUGUAGAGAAUGUUGUUAUUAUGAUCUUCAUGUAUAUAAAUGUCAGUGAUGGUUGACUAUUGUACUAUUUUGUAUCUAUUCCUACACGCUGCAUUUUGGAAUUCACUGAGCCAGGUCUACACCAUUUGAUUUUAUAAAUAAACUAAGUGUCAAUCUGUUGGACUACA